Pocillopora damicornis (cauliflower coral) is the source of this 2083-nucleotide messenger RNA. RefSeq names its product myoferlin. Gene Ontology annotation, biological process: plasma membrane organization. The record is from RefSeq and is a predicted model, not a curated record. NCBI's taxonomy places the organism in Eukaryota, Metazoa, Cnidaria, Anthozoa, Scleractinia, Pocilloporidae. Gene Ontology annotation, cellular component: membrane.
AAAUAUGUUUUGUACUUUUCGUUUAAUAGAUGGAUCGCUGGGAUUGACGACUCACAGAAAACUGAUGUGCAUUACAGGUCUCUGGACGGCGAAGGAAACUUCAACUGGCGUUUUGUAUUCCCAUUCAUGUUCCUCGCUGCGGAGAAAGUCCUGGUUGUUAGAAAGAAGGAACACUUUUGGAGUUUAGACGAAACAGAAGAACGUGUCCCUCCGCGCCUAGUCAUCCAAAUUUGGGACAAUGACAAGUUCUCUGCGGAUGACUUCUUAGGUCAGUUAGAGCUGAAUCUGAACCGUAUGCCCAAGCCAGCCAAGAGUGCCAGGAGGUGUAGUCUGCAGCAGAUACCCUCAUACGAGGAAGGAAGAGCCAGCAGCAGUGUAGAGACGGUGUCCUUGUUUGAGUCGAAGAGAGUAUACGGUUGGUGGCCUUGUGUGGCUCAGGAGGCAGGCGAGGAGAUGCAAUUAACGGGUAAAGUAGAAAUGGCCUUGGAGUUGUUGACCCACGACGAAGCUGAAGGAAAACCGGCUGGUAAGGGGAGAGAUGAACCAAAUCAGAACCCGACGUUAGACGAACCUAAUCGCCCAGCAACCUCGUUUCGGUGGUUCACAUCCCCUCUGAAGACUUUACGGUACAUUAUAUGGAGAAACUACAAAUGGAUCAUUAUUGGAGUACUUAUCACUCUACUUAUCGUGGCCGCCAUUGUUAUCUUCCUGUAUUCCAUGCCGGGAUACUCAGUGAAGAAGAUAUUCAACGUUUAAAUCGUCCCCUACGACGGAAAACUAACACAGCUCAAUACAAAGUCUAAUGUGUCGAAUUUAUACUACUAUUAUAAAGAAUGAAAUGUUAAUAGGAUUAAUAUAUUGGAAUGAAUAUUCAGUAUUAUGUUAAUCAGAAAAAAUUAGUGGGAGAUGCAAUGCAAUGACAAUUGAAUAGCUAUUACGUAAUUAUCAAAAGUUAUGGAAAUAUGUUUGAACCUUUGUUCAAAUUGUUAGGUAGUAACAAUGAAUGAUGAUUACAUAACUGGUCAUAUGUUUGUUAACCUAGUUACUCUUAUAUGCCCUACGUAAUGUUUUGACUCCUUUAUACUGGUGGCAUAGCUUUCAAUGGAAUCACUUAGGUUGAAAAAGGGUGCUUAGGAGUCUUUUCAGAGAAUUAUUUGAUUUUGCUUCAUCUCUGUUUGAUUUGCUUGUUUUCAAUGUGAAGCGACUGUUUCUUUCUUCUCGUGUUCCAUGCAUUUGCACUAUCCAAUUGAGGUUUGAGAUGUAAAUUCGAUAAAAACGUAGAGUAUUCGCCUUUUGCGUAGUUUUGUUUACUCUAGAAAUAGCGGGCGAAUAGAAAUAAUGUGUCUAACAUUUUGUCGCUGGCGAUGAAUCCCUUUCUGUAUUUGACCAGUAGACAAUGGAACAUGUAGGAAUGAAAGGGAAUUUCACAUUCAAAAAAUAAUUUCAAUGUAUUGUUGAAUGCUGAAACCAGCUGGUUUCUUAGGUAGUGGUCUAUUUUGCUCUCCCAUGGUUAAAUAUCCGUCACGCAAUCUCCAACUUUUUUACGUGACAUCCCUAUCAGAUGUCACGCAUCAAAAAUAUUUAAGGAGAGCGUGACGCUUAAUGUGAGGCCAUGUUACAAAAUGGGUCAAGUUAGCAUGUUAAAGGAGGAAAAAAUACUUUGACAGUUUCAAAGGACAAAGUUAAUCUUUUAGAACUGCUACUUGUCUAGCAAUGUUUAGUAGUGCGAACGGAUAACUCAAGUAUAAUAGUAUUAAACAUGAACUGAUAUGACAUGAAUUCUUCCUUGGAAAAUUUUGAAAUAUAGCAUUUGACAAUGAGUCCUUAGGUUAGCCGCGGGAAUGAAUAUAUUAUUGAGAAAAUGUAAUUAAUCUUUGUGGAUACAAUUCCAUUUCUCAAGUUAAUUUCUUAAGCGUUGUUAUCAAUUGAUACAUCCAUUCAGGAUGGGUGCGUCAAUUGUUUGCAUUUUGUUAAAUAAUCAAUUAUUUUUUCAUUUGAAUAUUGCUUAACUAAGAACUAUCUGAGAUAGAAGGGUGUUAGCUUGUAGCUUCAAUAAAUAGGAUUUGUGCUCUCGAAUCAGAAA